This is a messenger RNA of Didymosphaeria variabile, 3222 nucleotides long. It is a transcript of the gene CRM1, whose product is annotated as Karyopherin transporter. The record is from RefSeq and is a predicted model, not a curated record. Gene Ontology annotation, molecular function: nuclear export signal receptor activity; small GTPase binding. The transcript is spliced from 8 exons. Lineage: Eukaryota; Fungi; Ascomycota; Dothideomycetes; Pleosporales; Didymosphaeriaceae. The coding region runs from base 1 to 3222 and encodes 1073 amino acids. Gene Ontology annotation, biological process: protein export from nucleus; ribosomal large subunit export from nucleus; ribosomal small subunit export from nucleus. Gene Ontology annotation, cellular component: cytoplasm; nucleus.
AUGUCUGCCACCAUCCCCGAGCUCGACGCUACCGUGCGUUCCUUUUACGAGGGCCGCGGAGAGACGCAGAAGCAGGCGCAAGCAACGCUCAAUCAGUUCAAAGAGAACCCGGACUCAUGGCUUUUGGUCGACCAGAUCCUCUCCGAGGCACAAUACCCGCAAACCAAGUACUUGGGAUUGCAAGUGCUUGACAAUGUGAUCAUGACACGGUGGAAGGUUUUGCCGCGCGACCAAUGUCAAGGCAUUCGGAAUUUUGUCGUUAACUUCAUCAUCUCGCUGUCAAACAACGAGGACAGAACCCAGAUCGACCGCACCCUCCUCAACAAGUUGAAUCUCGUCCUCGUAUCAAUCUUGAAGCAGGAAUGGCCUCACAAUUGGCCCACGUUCAUAAACGAAAUCAUCUCGGCGUGCCACAGCAGUCUCCCCAUUUGCGAGAACAACAUGGCAAUUCUCCGAUUGCUCUCAGAAGAAGUUUUUGAUUACUCGGAGGACCAGAUGACAUCCCAGAAGCGACGGGAGCUCAAACAGAGCAUGUGUGAUGAGUUUACAUCGAUCUACCAGCUUUGCUCAGAGGUCCUCCGGACGGCCACUGAGGCCUCCCUCAUCAAAGCUACCCUCGAAACACUCCUUCGCUUCCUUAAUUGGAUUCCUCUUGGCUAUAUCUUCGAGACCCCUCCGAGCGGUGCUAGCUUGAUCGAGACGCUGCGAAGCCGGUUCCUCGACGUGCCCGACUUCCGCAACAUCACAUUGAAGUGCCUGACCGAAAUCGCCGGCCUACACACCGAGCCCGCUUAUGAUGACAAGCUUGUACAGAUGUUCACCGAGACAUUGACCGCCAUCGCAAAGAUCAUUCCACUCACAUUAGAUCUCAAGAGCACAUAUGCACAGAGCAACGGCAGAGACCAGGAAUUUGUACAGAAUCUUGCCUUGUUUUUAACCAACUUCUUCACCAUGCAUUUGAACGUCAUCGAGAACCUCAUGAACCGCGAUUUCCUUACGCACGGCCAUUUCUAUCUUAUCCGCAUCAGCCAGAUCGACGACCGUGAAAUCUUCAAGAUCUGCUUAGAAUACUGGACCAAGCUCGUGUCAGAGCUGUAUGACGAGAUGCAGGCUCUGCCCAUCACCGAUGUAAACCCUCUCCUGAACAUGGGCAUCACAGCGACCAAUGGCGGCGCGCGAGAUCCCGCCAUGCUAGCAAACUACCCAUUACGCAAGCACAAGUACGCUGAGAUCUUGUCCAACCUGCGCACCGUCAUGAUCGAGAAAAUGGUUCGUCCCGAAGAAGUGCUCAUUGUCGAAAACGACGAGGGUGAGAUUGUCCGCGAGUUCGUUAAGGAGAGCGACACCAUCCAACUGUACAAAUCGACGCGCGAGUGUCUCGUCUUCUUGACGCAUCUCGAUGUUAACGACACCGAGCAAAUCAUGUCCGAGAAACUAGCGCGCCAAGUGGACGGAACCGAAUGGUCCUGGGCCAAUUGCAAUACUCUCUGUUGGGCUAUUGGUUCGAUAUCUGGCGCCAUGAAUGAAGAGACGGAGAAGCGAUUCCUCGUUACUGUUAUCAAGGAUCUCCUAGGCCUCACCGAAAUGAAGCGCGGCAAAGACAACAAGGCCGUCGUCGCGAGUAACAUCAUGUACAUCGUCGGACAGUAUCCGCGUUUCCUGAAGGCCCACUGGAAAUUCCUCAAGACGGUCGUCAACAAAUUGUUUGAGUUCAUGCACGAAACCCACGAGGGCGUACAAGACAUGGCUUGCGACACGUUUAUCAAGAUCGCCAACAAGUGCCGAAGGCAUUUUGUCGCACUUCAACCUGGGGAGACGGAACCCUUCAUCGACGAAAUCGUUAGAAACCUUCGCAAGAUCACAGGGGAUCUGUCACCACAGCAAGUGCACACUUUCUACGAGGCAUGCGGUUACAUGAUUAGCGCCCAAGGCCAGAAGAGUAUGCAGGAGCGGCUCAUUCACGACCUGAUGGCGCUUCCCAACGCAGCUUGGGACCAAAUCAUUGCACAGGCAAACCAGGACCCUACCUCUUUACAAGAUGGCGAGGUUAUCAAGAUUGUCGGCAACAUCAUGAAGACCAAUGUGGCGGCCUGCAGUUCGAUAGGCUCCUACUUCUACCCGCAGAUUGGCCGUAUUUAUUUUGACAUGCUCACUAUGUACCGUGCAAGCUCAUCCCUCAUCGAUGAAGCUGUAAAACGCGAAGGUAAUAUCGCGACGAAGAUGCCGAGGGUUCGAGGGUUACGGACGAUCAAGAAGGAGAUUCUGAAGCUGAUCAAUACCUACGUCGAGAAGGCAGACGAUCUGGAAAUGAUCCAUAACAACCUUGUGCCGAAACUUCUCGAGGCUGUGCUCCUGGAUUAUAGGGACAACGUUCCCGAUGCUCGCGAGGCUGAAGUCCUCAAUGUUAUGACGACGAUCAUUAACAAGCUACAUAGCUUGAUGGAAGAUCAGAUCAUCAACAUCAUGGACGCCGUGUUCGAAUGCACCCUCGACAUGAUCAACAAGGACUUCUCUGAGUACCCCGAACACCGAGUGGAAUUCUUCAAGCUUUUGAGGACGAUCAACCUCCGCUGCUUCCCAGCUCUUCUGCGCCUAGACGCCCGGUCAUUCAAAUUCGUUAUCGACUCCUGCAUGUGGGCAAGCAAACACGACAACCGCGAAGUUGAGAGCGCAGGUCUGUCGAUGUGCUUCGAACUCAUCUCAAACAUGUCCGAGACGGACGCGCAGACGCGCAACGCCUUUUUUCAACAGUUCUUCUCGACUAUCCUCCAGGACGUGUUCUUUGUCCUUACCGACAACGACCACAAGGCGGGUUUCAAGUCACAAUCUAUGCUUCUCGCAAAGAUGUUCUGGUUGGUAGAGUCAGGCAAACUGGAUGGCCCGAUCUAUACCCCCGAGCUGGCGGCAGCGGGCACUUCGAACCACGAAUUCCUGCGAAAUUUUGUCGGCAACCUGCUGUCGACGGCGUUCCCCAACCUCCAGACGGCCCAGAUAGCGUCUUUCAUCGACGGUCUCUUCGCUACCAAUUCGGAUCUUGGGCGCUUCAAGACCAUCCUGCGAGACUUCCUGAUUUCGCUCAAGGAGUUCUCGGGUGACAACGCCGAGCUGUUUACCGAAGAGAAAGAAGCUGCUGCCGCCAAGGCAAAGGAGGAGGAACGGCAGCGGGCGAUGAAGGUUGGCGGUCUGCUGAAGCCGUCGGACAUGGAGGACGACGAGUUGUGA